AUGGCUGCUCUAUCCAAGAUGGGCGGCGCACAUCCGUUGAGAAAUACUUUCGAAGCGGCCAUCGAGGAAAUAGAGGACCUAAUCCAGGAAAGCCUCGACAGACUCAUCUACCACUUCAAGAAAGCCCAUGUCUCGCAUCAGGUGGUCCAUCUGAAUGCGGGAUUCGCAGCCUUGACCUCCAAUGCCAUUCACAAGUACGUGUUCCGGUUCGAUCCCGGUAACAUCGACAAGGGGGGGUUCAACGCCAAGGUCAGAGACAGCAUCAAUGGGCUCUUCCAGCUGGCGCACAUUCGCUACUGUCAGCCAUAUCUGGCCACUAUUGAAUCUGGUGAUUAUUCGGGAAUCCUUGUUUAG
Aspergillus fischeri NRRL 181 is the source of this 354-nucleotide messenger RNA. RefSeq lists its product as uncharacterized. Bases 1 to 354 code for a protein of 117 amino acids. The transcript is spliced from 2 exons. The record is from RefSeq and is a predicted model, not a curated record. NCBI's taxonomy places the organism in Eukaryota, Fungi, Ascomycota, Eurotiomycetes, Eurotiales, Aspergillaceae.